Messenger RNA from Eupeodes corollae, 789 nucleotides. RefSeq names its product enhancer of split m8 protein-like. The coding region runs from base 77 to 631 and encodes 184 amino acids. Gene Ontology annotation, molecular function: protein dimerization activity; RNA polymerase II cis-regulatory region sequence-specific DNA binding; DNA-binding transcription factor activity, RNA polymerase II-specific. Lineage: Eukaryota; Metazoa; Arthropoda; Insecta; Diptera; Syrphidae. The transcript has a single exon. The record is from RefSeq and is a predicted model, not a curated record. Gene Ontology annotation, biological process: regulation of neurogenesis; anterior/posterior pattern specification; regulation of transcription by RNA polymerase II. Gene Ontology annotation, cellular component: nucleus.
UUUAGUAAUACGAAGAUCUUGUCUUCUUGUCUCAUACAUUUACUGACAAAAUAUAUUUUAAGAUACAUUAUUAAAUAUGGAACACGUAUCAAAGACACAACUUUAUUUGAAAGUAAAGAAACCUCUGUUGGAGCGACAACGUCGUGCACGUAUCAACAAGUGCUUGGAUUCGAUGAAACACAUUGUUGCGGAGUUACAGGACAGCAAUGCGAUCCUGCAUAUGGACAAGGCUGAAAUGUUGGAAGCAACAAUUGCUCACCUCCGCAAAACUAAAUACAUCAACAACCAGAACAAAUACACACCAGUGGACGGCUUUCGCAAUGGAUACAUUAAUGCUGCAAAUGAAGUUUCACGUGUUUUGGCAUCCACUCGUGGUAUAAGUGCGCAAUUGGGAAAAACUGUUAUGACACACCUUGGUUGCCAAUUUAGUCGACUUCAGGAUAUGCACCACCAACAAGAGAUGAAAAUUGCUAACCAGAAGACAAAUUACAUGCAACAAUUGCAUGUUAGCAUUUCGUCAGCACCACUUAGUCCUGCUUCAUCGGGUUAUCACAGUGACAAGGGUAGUCCAGCUUCAUCGCCUUCAUCUGUGCCUGAAGAAAUUCGUGCUGAACUUUGGCGCCCUUGGUGAAAGGAGACAGAAAGGUUUCCGCCCGACCAGAUUGUGAUGAAAAAAGCUUUAUAAAUAGAAAAGUCCUGUGAUAACGAAUAUAGUGAAUUAUUUAGAGAUAAGAAAACUUUAAAAAUAAUAAUAAUUAUGAAACAAAUAAUAAAAAUAAUACAUUGAUU